AUGGCAACCAUCAGUACCUUCUUCCGCCUCUUCCUACUAAUCUCCUUCGUGCCGGCCCUUGUCCCGACAAGCACUGUCUUCGACAUCGAGCUGGUCCACCGCGACUCCCCCAAGUCACCACUAUACAACAGCUCGAUGACACCCUUCGAUCGCCUGCAGGCCGCCACCCUCCGCUCGGUCAGCCGAGCUAGCUACUUGGCCCAACGCAUCACCAUGAAGACCUCCAACGACAUAGACGUCAGCGUACGCUAUGAUGAUGGGGAAUUCUUGAUGGAGUUCAAUAUGGGCACGCCAAACCCGCAACAUGUGUGGGGCAUCCUCGACACCGGCAGCGAGCUAAACUGGGUCAACUGCGUGGGCUGCCAAUGCUUCAACAAGACCAUCACCCUAUUCAAUCAUAGUGCAUCCCUCUCCUACGAGAAGUUAACUUGCAAUUCCGAUGGGUGCAAGAGCUUUUUCCAAGGUCAUUGCGAUAAUGAUCAGAUGUGUGAGUACCAUUACUCCUACGUCGACGGCUCCUACAUAGACGGAAUGUUCUCCUCGGACACCUUCCAUUUCUACUCGUCAGCUACGAAGCAAUUUACAUCCAUUCCAAAUAUGCUUUUCGGUUGCAACUUCCGGUCCUUGGACACCGUCGGCGUCGACUUCGGAAGCACCAUCGGGUUGGGCCCCUCACCGCCGUCUCUGAUCCACCAGCUCGCCCCUAAGUUCACCAGCAAGUACUUCUCCUAUUGCCUGGACUCCUGGUUAUAUGGGGGACUUGCCAGCAGGCUCUUUUUGGGACGCCGCAAUACCACUGUCGCCGGAAAGGUGACCGUCACGCCGUUCAUGACACAAGAUAACUUCUACGCUGUGCAGCUUAAUUCCAUCUCUCUCCCGGGUGUGUUUGACAUCAAGUACCUUACUAGGAGGUCCAAGUUGAGGGCCGGCAACAUCAUCUUUGACUCCGGCACCGCCAUGACCGUUCUAGACAAUCAAGUGUUGGACGAGUUGGUGUGGGAAUUGAAAAAUUACGUUACCUUACCAAUUGUGGAGCCGGAAAGAAAAUUCAAAUUGUGCUUCGAUGUGCAGUCGACGGAACAAGAGGAGGAGCUACCAGGGUUGUUGUUCUCAUUUGCCGGGGAGUUGGGGAACUUCACGGUGAGCCCUAAAAACCUGUUUACGUGGUUUGGUCCGCAUGUGAAAUGCAUGGCGAUAUUGGGAACGAAUGAUAUACAGGUCUUUGGAAAUAUUAUGCAGAAAGAUGUUUUGGUUGGACAUGAUCUCGAAAAAAUGGAAUUGACUCUUACAGAGAAAAAUUGCAUCUAG
Messenger RNA from Zingiber officinale, 1308 nucleotides. RefSeq names its product probable aspartic protease At2g35615. The transcript has a single exon. The record is from RefSeq and is a predicted model, not a curated record. Gene Ontology annotation, cellular component: extracellular region. NCBI's taxonomy places the organism in Eukaryota, Viridiplantae, Streptophyta, Magnoliopsida, Zingiberales, Zingiberaceae. The coding region runs from base 1 to 1308 and encodes 435 amino acids.